GGUUCAUCAUGGCGGCAUCCAUGGCUUCACAGGCUGUAGUGAGAGGACUACGAGGAGCAAGUGCCAGACAUCUGUUUCUCAAGAGAAACGAGUUGGCCAGAGUGAGCUCCAGGAGAUGGCUGAACCUGCAAGAGUACCAGAGCAAGAAACUGAUGCAGGAGAGCGGCGUGACUGUGCAGCGUUUCUUUGUGGCCGACACUGCCUCUGAGGCCUUGGAGGCCGCCAAGAGACUGAAUGCCAAAGAGAUAGUGCUGAAGGCACAGAUCCUGGCAGGAGGACGAGGAAAGGGGGUCUUUGACAGUGGCCUUAAAGGUGGCGUGCACUUAACUAAAGACCCCUCAGUGGUGGGUGAGCUAGCGAAAAAGAUGCUGGGAUUUAACUUAACCACAAAACAGACACCAAAGGAGGGAGUGAAAGUGAAAAUGGUGAUGGUGGCUGAGGCUUUGGAUAUCUCCAGGGAGACGUAUUUUGCCAUCCUCAUGGAUCGUUCCUGUAAUGGACCAGUCAUGGUGGGCAGCCCCCAGGGUGGCAUGGACAUCGAGGAAGUGGCCGCCAGCACCCCAGAGCUCAUAUUCAAGGAAGUCAUAGAUAUAUUCGAAGGGGUGCGAGACGACCAGGCGCUGCGUAUGGCGGCUAAUUUGGGCUUCAAAGGACCUCUGGAGAGACAGGCUGCAGAUCAGAUUAAGAGACUCUAUGAUCUGUUCUUGAAAGUCGACGCAACUCAAGUCGAAGUCAAUCCCCUUGGUGAGACUCCCGAAGGACAAGUUGUGUGCUUUGAUGCCAAAAUCAACUUCGAUGACAACGCGGAGUUCAGGCAGAAGGCCGUGUUUGCCAUGGACGACAUGACAGAGAGCGAUCCUCUGGAAACAGAAGCGGCAAAAUAUGAUCUGAAAUACAUUGGGUUAGAUGGAAACAUUGCUUGUUUCGUCAAUGGUGCUGGCCUCGCCAUGGCAACAUGUGACAUCAUCGACCUCCACGGAGGAAAACCUGCCAAUUUUCUGGAUUUGGGAGGUGGUGUGAAAGAAAACCAAGUGUACCAGGCUUUCAAACUUCUCACUGCAGACCCAAAGGUGGAGGCCAUCCUGGUGAAUAUUUUUGGUGGUAUUGUGAACUGUGCCAUUAUUGCCAAUGGCAUCACUAAGGCCUGCCGUGAGCUGGAGCUGAAAGUUCCCCUGGUGGUCAGACUGGAAGGGACCAACGUGCAGGAGGCUAAACGGAUCCUCUCAGAGAGCGGCUUGCCCAUCACUGCUGCCAACGACCUGGACGACGCAGCCAAGAAGGCCGUGGCUAGCAUCACCAAGAAGUAACAGCCUGCAGCUAAAUCUGCAUACGUGCAGACGCAGACGUAGACGGCCUUUAAGCCACACAGUGCCACAAGCCUCUCACAUGCGCACAGCCUGGGUCGUCAUGACUUCACACACACGCACGCACACACACACACACACACACACACACACACACACUCAUCCGUCUACUCAGCCCUUCCCAAUACAUGAGCCAUAAAUCAACCCAGACCACUCAUCCCCAAGUGCUCCAUUCGCCAUGUGUCUUCGGUUUUUUGUCUUCUUUGGGUUUUUCUUUUUUUUUUUUUUUUCAUGUUUUCAUCCCGUCCAGAUCUGUCAUCCGUGUCUUUCUUUUCUCUCUGUCAGUGCAUUCUCUCAGAACUGGGCUGGGUUACGUCCUUAUAACCGCUACGUGCAUUCCAAUACGAGUAAAGAGAUGUAAUAGUUCAUUGGUCUGUGGAUAUAAUGACCUUUUUUGCAUGGAAAACGAGACAAGUAAUACAGGCAAUGCUCUUGAUAAAGCUUUGUCCUAUUGAACUCUAACUGAAGGCUAAGAGAAAUGCUGUGACGUUGUCGUUAUUACUGUGAAAUACGCACCAGCCGUCAUACCGAUCUCCUCACACACUGCAGUGGCUCCAUUAAACACAACAAAACUCUGGAAAGUUCUCAGAAGCCUCUCCAAGUGUUUGUAAUCUCGCUCUCACACAGAGUGCUGAGGUGCUUACAGUGAUUUGCUUUGUUUCAGGUAAAAAUAUCUAAAGUUUUUAAUCAUUUAUGCCUUAAUGAAAGGUCGUUGGUUAAUAUUGCUCUUUGUAUUCAAUUAUAUGUGUACUCAGAUAUUCAUGUGCAAUGCUUGGUUGAUGAUUUCUUGUGUUUUGUUAUGAAGUGCUUUUUUCUUGUACAGCAUGACAGAUGGUUAUCUCUCUGCCUAUGUCACGUUAGAGUUAAGGAAAAAAAGGGGGGGGGGGGGGGUCCAACUUUCCUGCAAAUAUAUGACCACAUGUGACUAUACUCCUUUCUAAUACAAACAAGAUCAUUAGUGUAAUUUUUUUUUUUUUUUUAAUUAUGAAUGUAUUUUGAGAGU
Messenger RNA from Chanos chanos (milkfish), 2367 nucleotides. RefSeq names its product succinate-CoA ligase GDP-forming subunit beta (gene suclg2). Gene Ontology annotation, biological process: tricarboxylic acid cycle; succinyl-CoA metabolic process. Bases 9 to 1307 code for a protein of 432 amino acids. The record is from RefSeq and is a predicted model, not a curated record. Gene Ontology annotation, molecular function: metal ion binding; succinate-CoA ligase (GDP-forming) activity; ATP binding. NCBI's taxonomy places the organism in Eukaryota, Metazoa, Chordata, Actinopteri, Gonorynchiformes, Chanidae. The transcript is spliced from 11 exons. Gene Ontology annotation, cellular component: mitochondrion; succinate-CoA ligase complex.